UCAAUUGGCUAUUUAUGUCUCAAGGUCGAGCUGGGUACCCGGUACCGGUACCGCCGGCCGGGUCAAGCGGGUUAAUCAAUCAAGGGCACAUGGUGCGGUCGACGAGAUAGGUACAUCGUGUACUUGACACAUAGAGGAAUAAGGCCUAAAGUCGGUAGCGUUUAAUCGAAAUCGAGAGCCAGCACUAAUUGCCUGAUCAAUUUUGGAGGUCAGCGAAAUAUACGUGGCAUCUUCCCAAAGUGUAAAUCUGUACUUGAUUGUCGUGCGAGCGAAGUGAACCAGAGUGCUAAGCAAAUCCAGAGCCCUCAGCUAGGCUGUAGAAUUUUUCCUGGAGUAGGAGGCUGGGUAAUAUUUGUCAGGACAUAAAAUGGCGGAGAAGCUACCGAUGAUGAUCGACUGCGACCCAGGUGUCGACGACGCAAUAGCAAUCAUGAUGGCUUUGUCCCAGCCCAGUGUCGACUUACUAGCCAUCACAUGUGUUGCUGGGAACACGCACUUGGAUAAUGUGCUGCGCAACGCUCUCAGGGUGCUAAGAGUUUGUGACAGGUUGGAUGUUCCUGUGUACAAAGGUGCAGAUGUGCCCUUGCUGAAUCUCCACAACAAACGAGCACAUGACGUCCAUGGUUCAGAUGGCCUAGGGGGUGUGCCCGACCCAGACCCUCCCAGUCUCGAUCUGGUCCAAUCAGAGCACGCCGUCCACGCCAUGCUUCGCUUGACCAAAGAGCACCCUGGUCAAGUGACCAUGCUAGCCAUCGGACCACUGACCAAUCUAGCUCUGGCCAUACGACUGGAUCCGGGAUUCACCGGUAGACUGAAGAAGCUGGUAAUCAUGGGAGGCAACACAGAGGGAUCAGGGAGCGAGACAGACGCAGCAGAGUUCAACUUCCACGUAGACCCCGAAGCUGCUCACAUACUGCUGAGUGACGUCCAGUGUCCCACCGUCAUUGUGGCAUGGGAGACCUGCCUUCAGAAUGGACUGCCUUGGGAUUGGUUUGAGGUAUGGUCAAGCACCCCGACUGCCAAGGCCAAGUUUGUGUCGGCCAUCCUCCAUGGUCGGUUCCUGACCUACCUGAAGAGUCACGAGAAGGUGUUCAGAGUGUGCGACGGCCUGGCCAUGGCCGUGGCCCUCCGGCCCGAAAUGAUCUUGAAAGCGCUGACCUGCCCGGUCAUGGUGGAGCUGCAGGGCCGGGUCACCCGAGGUCAGAUGGUGCGGAGGGUCAAGAACACAGAGGGCUUGCCACUGGGGCCGGAGGUCAAAGUGGUGAUCAGGUGUGACACUGACAUACUAAGGAAGCUGAUGGAGGAUACUGUGGUAGAAUGAGUGGCAUUUCUUCCACAUUUGGGUCCCGCUCUUCUGUAAAAAGAGGGGCAGUAUUGUGAGCCUUGCCAUUUUAGUCGUUUUCAGUGUAUAUUUCCUUGAAAGUUUUCUUGGCCAGACAACCAAAUCUGAUUGCACGUGGGCUCCUGAAGUUAACAAAAUUUGUGAGGCAUCACUUUAAACAUCUGGGAAUGGUAAAUAUUAAAUAUAUGCCAUAUUUUCUUGUUUUUCAUAAGCCUGAUUAGCCUUAUUUGUUUUCAAUCUUUAUCCCCAACUCCCUAGGCGUAGUUAGUAGGAACCAUCCUCAAUCCUCCAAAAUCCUCCGAUUUUCGACAUGAAAUAAUUGCGUUCAGCCUCAAUCCUCCAAAAUUUCUUGAGAAUGUUUUUCAGAGGUGUACCUAGUGUCUCAAUCCUUCAAAAUCCUCCGGCAUUUCCUGUCAUUAGGUUGAGGCGGUGCGAAUGGUAUUCAUGAGCUUUGCGGUUGAUUCCAAAGCAACAUCAGGCUGAAUUUGUGCUUGACAAAGCAAAAACAACACAAGGUCUAAUCCAAGACCUUGCCAUUCACCCUCAAUCCUCCAAAAUCCUCCAAAACUGCCUGAAGGAUUUUGAAGGAUUGAGGAAGGUCAGGGUUAAAACACACUGUAUCUUUGAAACAAAAUCACUUUAAGCAAAGUUAUUGUAAACAAUGAAGUGUCACUUGAACACUGAAUCUAUUUUUGGAAACCAACUUUAUGUCUAAAACACAUAUCUUUAUCAAAAAUUAUUGAAAAUUACACGAAAAAUAUUUUGUAUUCUGUAACAAUGAAAUAUGCCGUCUUCACUUCAAUAACCCAGUGAAGAACACAUUUUAUUAAAACUAUAAUUGUUUGUAUUGAGGCUUGACAUGCAAACAAAAUGCAAUAGAAAUGUAUUCCUUCCCAAGUUUAUUACAGUUACUCAGUAAAAUUGAAAGUUAAACAUUUCUCAUUAUUUAUUCCUACAAAUUGUCUGCCAGUAUUCUGUACAGCAUGGCAGUUUUGUAGUUGAGUCAAUCACAAGUCCCCACAAUCACACGUCCGUAACAAGUCAUCGGUCUUAAACGACGUCACAAGCUAUUAAAAUGAACUACGAUGAAGGUAUACUCGUAUCAUUGUUCAAUCUGUUACUUGUGAAUGGUCGUGUGAAAGGACUCGGCUUCAUCACUGCAGU
Acanthaster planci (crown-of-thorns starfish) is the source of this 2506-nucleotide messenger RNA. RefSeq lists its product as uncharacterized. NCBI's taxonomy places the organism in Eukaryota, Metazoa, Echinodermata, Asteroidea, Valvatida, Acanthasteridae. Gene Ontology annotation, molecular function: hydrolase activity, hydrolyzing N-glycosyl compounds. The record is from RefSeq and is a predicted model, not a curated record.